UCUGUUUCAGAACAAGAGCUUGAAAAACAAACUCCUUUCCGGAAACAAACUUUGUGACGCCUAUGCUGAAGAGUCCAAAAAAAUCCAGGCUCAACUGAAAGAACUGCGGUACGGGAAAAAGGAUUUAAUUUUUAAGGGACAGCAGCUAAUGGACCUGGAGCACAAGUUAACUAUAGCCAAGGAGGAGCUGGAGAAGACGGCACUGGAUAAGGAGUCUCAGCUGAAGGCGCUGAAGGACACCGUUCACAUCUGCUUCUCCGCCGUCCUGCACAACCAGCCCGGCAGCGCCCACAGGUUCCCCACGUCCCCCUCCCACCUGUUCAGAUACUCAUCACUCAUCAACAGCUCCAGAGUCACCUUUCAGCAGCCACAUGCCAAGGAUAUUUCCAAAGUUCAAAGAGUCGUCUCCGCCACUAAAUCACCCAUGAACAGUGGAGUAAUGAGGAGAGAGAGCGGCAGCGUUAAAGAGUGCCAGAUGGAAAAGACCGGCGGCGACUGUUUCCAGAAUCAGACGGAGAAUUCAGCCCCAGAAAGUAAAAAGCUCCCAGAGCCACAGCAGCCGAGGAGCCCGGCGCAGAGCGGAAAAUUCACCACAAAGCCGUCAGACGACAGCGAGGAGGAGGCGGGAGGACGGGAGGGAGGCGACAGCAAAAACACAAAACCACACAAAUACGACUGAACGGACGGCGGAUCAUCCACACAACGCAGAACUCCUGCGUCGCCUGAAGGAUGUUUCUAAGAGCACACACUGGCGCACUCUCACAACAAACACAUGUGCGCUCGCAGACACACACACACACACACACACACACAGCUACACACUACACAUAUCAGCAUUGUUUGCAGACGCUGAGACACUGGAAAUGUCAACAGAUUUCAAACUGUCAUCGGAAAAACCUCCAUAGUAAAAUGGCAUGCGUUCUAGAACUUCUUUUCAAGGUAGCAAUGGCACUGGUAACUCGUUUCAUGAUUGUUCAUUUGUUGUUUACUUAUUAUCUGAGUUUUAUUCUAAGUGAGGACACUGCUUUCUAAAUGUGUGAUCUUUCUAGAAAACUCCCUUUGCACUGGUGAGGUCUGACACUGUUUCCUGUGAUUAAGUAUAUCAAUUGACAAAGAAAAAGAUACUUCUACUACUACUACUUCUACUACUACUACUACUACUACUACUACUACCCAACUUAGAAUAUUGUUUAUCACUCAUUGUAGCCAGGUUAAUUUACUCCUCCUCCACAUUUUGAAAUAUAGAGGCUCAAGUUGGCUGGCCAACUGUUCAACGUUUAAUAUUUCAGCACUCUUUCUGCCUUUAACACUCCAGAGGCAAAGAGCCAAAGACUCACAAUGGGUCGUCUCCCUGAGAAUGUGCCAUGCACUGAGUAGUAACUCCUAGCUACAUGUAUCUGUGUUAUCUGACCUUUCUGUGUCCUUUCAAUAAACUGUAAUUUUCAGUAAAUGUGUGAAGAAUAAAUGGUUAUUUGUGGGAAA
Sphaeramia orbicularis (orbiculate cardinalfish) is the source of this 1482-nucleotide messenger RNA. Its product is annotated as leucine zipper protein 2-like. The transcript is spliced from 7 exons. The record is from RefSeq and is a predicted model, not a curated record. Bases 149 to 679 code for a protein of 176 amino acids. NCBI's taxonomy places the organism in Eukaryota, Metazoa, Chordata, Actinopteri, Kurtiformes, Apogonidae.